UUCAUAUAAAUUUGUAUUUGUUAUAGAUAUGGAUAAAAGAAAAAAGAAAAAUAGCGCAAGUAAAAGAAAGAAAAGACUUCAAUUAGACGAAGACGAAGAAGAAAAUUAUUCACGAAGUUAUACUAGUAGUAGGCCGUCACAAGCCUCUUCCUCGCUAAGACACGAUUCAAGCAGUUCACAAGUAACAGCGAGCUCAGGUAUUGGACAUGGGACAUCUACCUCAUUACCCAGAUCUUCCACUAGUGUUAGUUCUACAUCUUUGUCGACAGCAAUUAGUAGAAAUACAACCAUCUUUCAUGGACAUUUACGUUUGGGAUCUUCAACUGUAUCAAAUGAAAGCAACAAUUCCAAUCAGAAUUCAGAAGGAGGUGCAACUAAUUCUACACCUCCUAGACCAAAGUCUUCAUCACCAGAGCCAAACUGUGCAAUAUGUUUGGGUCCUUUGGAAAAUAAAUCCUUUACAGAUAGCUGUUUUCAUCAGUUUUGCUUUGUGUGUUUAGUUGAGUGGUCAAAAGUUAAAGCUGAAUGCCCGCUAUGCAAGCAAUCAUUUAAAAGUAUUGUACACAAUGUGAGAUCUUAUGAUGAUUAUGAUCAGUAUCAUAUUCCGAGACCCGAGGAUAGAAACCUACUCCAAGAACUAGCUAGACCAGGAACUAUGCGAUUUAGCUACAGGACAACUGUGACAGAUCAUCGUUAUACCACAUUGGCAGAUCGCAUCAACAGAGAAAUUGAAAGCCGUCUGCUCCAGCGUCCAUCAAGAUCUUUACCAAUUCCUAAUUAUAGACGCCUACGUCAACCAGCUAACUCUGAUUUUAGACGUAGUGUUUAUUUACAGCGUCUUAAGCUGAAUUCACCACCAACAAACACAAGACGACGUGUUAGAGAAACAUCCCCAUCAUUUUUCCGUGAAAAUCCGGCACAAACUCAUCGCCUUGUACCAUGGGUUAACAGAGAAUUGAACGCCCUUCUUCAAGGGCAUGGUGAGCAAGUGGCAUUUGUACUUGACCUUAUUAUGGGACUUGUAAAAAGAUUUCCAAUUGAUAGUGAAGAGUUUUACCAGCAUGUUUUUCCUUAUGUUGGCCGCCACACUCGAAAGUUUAUGCAAGAAUUUUUGAUGUUUGCAAAAUCACCUUAUCACAUGGCAGCAUAUGAUCGACACAGUUCUUAUGCACAGUGUGACGAGCCUCAUCAUGAUUCAGAAUCUGACUCAGACCAUAGAGCAGGAAUCAGGAAUGAUGGCAAUGAUAGUGAUGUUAUAGUGGUCUCCCCUGGAAACUCUCCAUUAUCUGACAGUAGAAAUAGUCAACCUCCUCCUCCAAGGAGGGAAGACUCUAGCAUAGAUAGCUGGGAAAGCAGGGUUCUGACAGCAGGUGAUCCAUACUUUCCAGGGUUUGCUCCGAUUACGAGGACAUAUCGUACAGAGGAUAUUCCGUCUAUGCAUCCGUAUGCAGGACUCAGGACUGACUAUGCACCAACAUCAGCCUCAGGAUGGGAUUCCCCUACACCAGGACCCAGUCAACUUAGGCUGACCAUACGAGAUUUAGAUAUUCCUACACUGAGCACUGGGAUAUCCUCUCAGUUAUCAAACACCACUUCUAUAGGAGGCUCUAUAUGGACACCAUCUUCAAGAAGCUACAGUGCACCAAGCUCACAGCCUUUACCGUCAACUAGUAGUAUUUUCGGCAAUCUAUUUGAUUCUAUCAAUUUAAUGCCUCAACAUCCCCCACCUUCCUCUCAAAUAGAAAAUGCUACUUCAUUUGGAGGUACAUUGUCAAAUCAGGGCCCUGUAUCAGUUUCAAUGAAUUCUGAUUCAAAUAACAGUGAUGUUGAAAUUAUUGAAGUUGAAAAACCAUGGAAUGAGCGAAGCCCAAUUAGAUUGUCCUCAGGUGGUGAAACUGACUAUGAUGUCAUGAUAACUGGAACUACACAUAUAAAUGAUCCAGUUAAAAUAGAAAAGAAGAAAAAGAAACAUAAGAAAAGGCAGGAAGAUAUGUCCACUUCACAAAAUAGAGAAAGACAUAAAAGAGGAAGAGAAACUUCAGGAGAAAGUCAUUCAAAGAAGAAACGCCACAGAUCUAGGUCAAAGUCAUCAUUAACCAACAUUUGUUCAAGGUCAAGGACAAGGUCAGUCUCACCAGUAAGAUUGACUCUUAUCAGAUCACCAGAUUAUCAGCAUAAAAAAUUUUCCUAUAAAACUCACAGUGAUAAAUCAGAAGAAAUUGAUCCCUACAGACCUUUUGGUAACAGAAUAUCUGAAGGGUCAAGUUCAUUGUUCACUUCAGAUUCAGACACUGAAUCACACCUUUCUAUAACAUCUCAUAGACAUAAAUCAAAAUCAAAACACUCAAGUAUUGAAAUUUUUGAAUAUAGAAAGAAAAGUUCAAAGUCAAAAAAGAGCAAAAAGCAUAAAAAGAACAAAGGAUCUGACGAUCUGGUAAUAAGUGAUGAUGACCAUAAUGUUAUAUCCCAUCACCAUAAACAUAAAAAGCAUAAGUCAGCAGGAAACGAAAAAAGACGGAAAAUCCAUUCUGAUGGACAUAUUUCUUCUGGGUCCCAUAAAAAAAGUAAACAUAAAUCCAAAAAGAAGAAACACAUGAAAGACAAAAAGAACAGGGAUGAUAAAUCUAAUGUUGAUAAAAGAUCAUCUAGAAAAAUAAACAAGUCCUUACUUUACACAAGUGAUUCUGAACCUGACAGUAUUAGCGAUAUUGAUGUUGAAAAUGACUCUGAGAAAGAAGUUAGUGAUCCUAUUCAGAAUUCAGCUGCAUUUCAUCCUCCUACUGUAGAAUUUGUUGAAGUAGAUGCUGCACAAGCAGCUGUAAUAGACAAAGAAUUGGACAACAUCAACAAAACUCUUGCUGAUAAUGAUUAUAUAAACUCAUUAUUAAAAGACAACAUUGUUGAUGCUAGGGACAAACAUGAGGAAGAUCCAAACUCUGAUCCUAAUAGAAUGGUCAAUCCAGAUGACAUUUUUAAUCAGAGAUCUUUUAAAAAACACCCAUAUGGGCAUAAGAAGUCAAACAAAUCUCAGAAUUCAUCUGCACCACAAGCAAGCGAAAGUUAUUUAUGUUCUGAACCAUUGUUUAAUUCAGAAAAUAUAUGUGGAGUUUCAAAACCUGAGGACAGCAUUCAGUCACAUGACAUCACAUCAUGCUCAGAUAUGGAUUCUGAUCGUCAAUUGCCUUCAUUCCUAACUUUUUCAAAUUUUAACUCAAACUUUUUAAAUCCCAUGAAGAAUUACAGAACACAUUUCAAUAGCCCUGAAAGUAGACAGAGAUGUCCAAAUGAAACUCCUUCAUAUGAGUCUCCUACAAGUACUGGACUUUUCAGUUGCAAAGAUGUAACAAAUAAAGAAAAUGAAACUGUUGACGUUGAUGGUAUGUCUGAUGAUUCAGAUGUUGAUAUUACUGGUAUCACUGUCCCUUCAGAACCAGCAGAUGUUAUAUCAUACAAAACAAGUGAUGAAAGUAUAAAGAUAGGUACUCCAAAAGAUUAUAUUGAUGUAGUUGGGGAUUCUAAUGAAGAGCAGAGUGAUGAAGACGUUAAAAAUAAUGAGAAAUGUUCAAAUAUACAAGAAAGAAAUAGUCCUGAAAAAGAUUAUAGUAACAAUGAAAGUGAUAUUGACGUAGAGAAUGAUGAUUCUGACAUUGAAUGUUCUCUGGUAGAAGGACAUAAAACAUUUGAAAUAGACGAAGAUUCAGAAAGUGACAAUAAUGGAGAAAAUACAAAUAACAUUAAAAAUGUUUCUGAUAUUGAUAUAACAGGCUGUUCUGAUGAUGAAAUAGUGAUAGAUGCAGAUGAAGAAAAUAAUAAGACCAAUGAUGUUGCAAUUUUGAGCAUUGAUACAAGUUCAGAAACAGAUCUUGAUUACAAUUGUGAGGAUACUAACAGUGCCUUGUCUUCAACCGAUUGUAAAUCUGAAAGUGACACUGAUAGGUAUGAAGAAUCAGAAGAAAAUUCUGUAUCAAAUACAGAUCAUGUAACAAUCUUAGAUAAUGACACAGAGCUUUCGAAUGCAAAACCUGCUAGCAAUAGUUCAGAUAGACUGUCCUCAGAUAAUGAAGCCAGUCCCUUUUAUGCAGAAAUUGCUGGAACUUCUCAAAAUAAAGUUGAUUCUAAUACAAACACAAAUCAAGACCAACAUACAAUAAAUGAUGAAACCACAGAAGUUUUAGAAGCUACUGAAUCAGAACAUAUCAUGACAGGAACUUCAAAUCCAGGUGGCAGUAUUCCAGGUGUGUCUGACAGUGGUGGAUUUAGGUGGACGUCUGACCCUGUCUAUGAAGCUCGACCCCUGUCUGUGUCUAAUAUAGUUGAUGCUACAAGAGAGUUUGCUAGUAGAGACAGGUCUACCCCAGAGCAAGACUAUAUCAUUAAUUUACCAAGGGAGAUCACUCCAUCAUGGGAGUAUGAUUCACCUAAUUCUAUGUCAUCAGAUUCCUCUCCUGAGUUGCAGGUGUCACCAGAUUUAAGGGGUAGAUCAUUUGAUGAAGAUUUUGUGCCAGAAGAUUAAUAUUUAAUUAUCAAAGAUAUUAUUUAUCCAAACAGUUUAUUUGUAAAUUUUCAGAGUAAAGGCUAUGGUUAUUUGGGUAUUAUGUAUUCUUAUAAAAAAUACAAUAGAACAAUGUUUACUCAAGUAUAUCAAAUUGAAAAAUUAUCCUGUGACUCAAUUUAUCACAAUCAAUAAUUGAGCAUUUUCUGAACAUUUUGAAACACUUGCAAUAUAAUACCUAGCUUCUUAUAUAAAUGUUAUAGUUCUCUCAGAAAAAUAAAGGAAUUCAUCUAUUGAGUCUAAAGAGGGGUAGCUUUUUAGUUUAACUGUUUAUGAAGAGUGAUAUAUUUAGUUUCUUCUCUGAAUUAUUAGUAAUUUUGAACCUUGUAAACCAUGUACUGGUUUUGUUUUAGAUUCUUGAAAUGUUAUUUUUACCAUUCAAGUAAGCUAGGUAACCUGUAUUUAAGUAUUUUAUAUACCUUUAGAACUGCACAGAGUCAGAUUUCUUCUAGAAAAGGCUAUGUAGUGUUUGUAUGAUGGGAAAGAAAAUGUGUUUAUAGACCGACUAUAUAUAUGAAAUACAUGUAUUUACUUUAACUGUAUAUUUAUGUUAAUUAUAAACCUUCAUGUAGUGAGUUUCUU
Ruditapes philippinarum (Manila clam) is the source of this 5134-nucleotide messenger RNA. Its product is annotated as E3 ubiquitin-protein ligase Topors-like. The record is from RefSeq and is a predicted model, not a curated record. Gene Ontology annotation, biological process: protein polyubiquitination; protein monoubiquitination. The transcript has 4 exons. Gene Ontology annotation, molecular function: ubiquitin protein ligase activity; metal ion binding. NCBI's taxonomy places the organism in Eukaryota, Metazoa, Mollusca, Bivalvia, Venerida, Veneridae. The coding region runs from base 29 to 4513 and encodes 1494 amino acids.